UACACGUGAACACUCCACACCGGCAUCAAGUGCACACAUCGUGGACCCAAAAAGGGCUACAUUAAUCAGAUCAUGGUACCUCCAUGAUCAGAUUAGCUGUUCACCGUUAAUAUUUGUGUUAUCUGUAUAUGCAAACAAUAACCACAAUCGACUGACGAAGGCUGGACGUUAGUUAUGUCUUUUAUCAAACUGGGAACACUGAUACUUCACGUUUAUGUCGUAGUCUGCUUUUGACUUCUACAGAUCCAUGCAUGCGUCGACUUGGUUUCACCUGCGACCCAAAAAAGAUGUGCCUGUUCAAGAUUUCGACGUACAAGAUCACUCAUUUUGCAAGACACUCGAUUUAGUUGAUCAGCUUAUGCUAUCUACAGCUACCGUCAUGCAUUAUAGAAGCUUCGCAAUUGACUUCUUUUUGGUGCCCUCGUGUCGUUGUUCCGUCCCAACUUGGGGUCGAAGGGAGGCCAGCACCAGCAUUAGCCAGUACACUGCCCUGUAGUAGACAGUAGUAGUCCCAUAUUUUUGUGUGUGGCUGGUGUUGGAAACGACUGGUUAAAAUGAGAACCCGGACUUUCUCACGGACAAGAACAAUCAGUACCACCUCUUCUCCUGGUUUAUCAGGAGAGUCGAGGGGUGAAACCCACCGAAGCCGAAAGGAUUCCACACUAAGCUGGACAUCCACCUCAGACGCCAUCCUCCCAACAGGAGAUAUUAUUCCAGUUCCGGAGGACACAGAAACUGAUCGCCCAAAACGAUCGCUAUGGCAACUCAUCAGCCUGAACUUGGUGGUCCUUGGGAUCGAGUUCUGUUAUGCGAUGGAGACGGCCUUAGUCAUACCACUGUUGUUACAGAUGGGUCUACCUAACUCCCUCUAUAGUUUGACGUGGCUGCUGAGUCCGACGUUGGGUUUCUUUUUAUCACCGGUGAUUGGAACGCUGAGCGAUCGUUGCCGAUGCUUCUGGGGGAGAAGACGACCUUUCAUUCUUGUGUUGUGUGUUGGUGUCAUCAUUGGCUUCACACUGUUUCUGAAUGGGAGGGAUCUGGGGUUAUUGGCUGGUGAUGUUACUCCUGAUCAUCAAGUUGGACUGAUACUGACGGUGAUUGGUGUCGUCAUUCUGGACUUUUGUGCAGAUUCCUGUGACAGUCCCUCCAAGUCCUACAUCAUCGACGUCUGUAACCUGGCAGAUGUCGACAAGGGUCUGAACAUCAGAGCUGUCCUCGGAGGUCUUGGUGCUGGGGCAGGUUAUAUAUUUAAUGGUAUUGAUUGGGAAUCGAACGCCAUGGGCAAAGCCCUUGGUAGUCAGUUACGAGUAGUGUUCCUCUUCAAUUGCAUCGUCUGUUUCACAUGCUUCACGCUUACCCUCUUCAGCAUCAAAGAAAAACCACUGCCUCCAGCCCCUAAAAAAGACAGAGUGAAUCAAGAAAGGAACGGAUACCAACGAUUUGACAGCGGCGUACCGAAAGCAGCCAGCAAGAGAAAGCAAUUGAGCUACGACUCCUUGUUCACUUCGCAGGGUAGUCUAGAUCCAGCUGUUUCGAGUCCAGCCAGAAGCAUCAACAGCAAAGAGCAGAGUUAUGGAAAGAGUUUAACGGAAUCCAACAUCAAUAGUGCCUCGACGUCAAGGGUUGAUGAGUAUCCGUCGACGUCGACAUCGUCAGGGUCAGGAAUGGACGAUUGGGAAGAUUCGGAAUUCGAAUCGAAGGAGGAGACGGUCUCGGCUGGAAAGCUUCUGAUGUCUAUUGUUAAGAUGCCUAGUGAGUUACGAUGGCUGUGCCUGAAUCAUUUCAUCGGGUGGUCAGCUCUGGUGUCCAUCUUUCUGUUCUACACGGACUAUAUGGCAGAGGUGGUGUAUAAAGGAAGUCCUACAGCUCCAGAAGGUUCUGAGAAACGAAACUUGUACGACGACGGUGUCCAGAUGGGAUGUUGGGGAAUGGUAAUAUUUUCUGGAUCGGUGAUCGUCUAUGCAACUUUAUUGAACAAGCUAUCUUCUUACAUAGCACCUCGCACAAAUUAUGUCUUGGGACAAACCAUAUACGCUGUUGGUGUGGGAUGUAUGGCCAUCUUUAGUGACAGUAUCCCUGCGACCCUUGCCCUGAAUGUGACCUCAGGGGUCAUGUUUGCAACUGUCACCACUCUGCCCUAUGGCCUUUUGGCUGAUUAUCACGACAGCUACAAGAACAUGAAUGACCUGGCGCGGUCCAAACGAGGUCUGGGCACCGACGUUGCCUGUCUCGCUAGCAUCACUUUCUUAGCACAGAUGUUCGUGUCGGCCAUCUUAGGCGCUCUCAUCUCUCUCACAGGUACUAAGAUAACGAUAGUCCUCUUUGCGAGUGGAUUCAGUUUCUUGGCUGCGAUUACGUCUGCGCUUUUUGUCGUCUACAGCGUGGGGGACCCACCUGAAUUUCAAGACCUUGAUGAGGAGCGACAACCACUUGUAAUGUAGUGCACAACCUUUAACAGGUGUUUAGCGAUGAACUGUGACACCAUAUUCCACAUGCACAGUUAGGAUCUCUGGGGUUGAUCUAACAAAGAUAGUCCAAAGAUAGUCCCAACGUAGGACUAGUCCUAGGAGUUAUUAAAAACUUAAGGCAAAGUCUAAGUUAGGAUGUGCAACUCGUCCUAACUUGGGAUAAGACUAGUCUUAACUCUUUUUGAAAUCCACCCCUGGUUCGUUUAUUUCCCACAAUUACUAACAUUUUCUUCUAAAUGGCUGUACUAACUUUAGUUAACAGAAUUUAUUACUAUACACCAUAUUUGUAUAGAAU
Asterias rubens (European starfish) is the source of this 2763-nucleotide messenger RNA. RefSeq names its product proton-associated sugar transporter A-like. The transcript has 7 exons. The coding region runs from base 555 to 2441 and encodes 628 amino acids. Gene Ontology annotation, cellular component: membrane. NCBI's taxonomy places the organism in Eukaryota, Metazoa, Echinodermata, Asteroidea, Forcipulatida, Asteriidae. Gene Ontology annotation, molecular function: sucrose:proton symporter activity. The record is from RefSeq and is a predicted model, not a curated record.